AUGGAGGCUUCGCGUCAGCCAGGUCAAGACAAUGAUUCUCACGCGGCCACCCUCACUCCGCGUGCGGUGGCGUGCGGCAUCUUGCUGGGCAUCGUCGUGUGCCUUGCAAAUAUAUAUUUUGGCCUGCAAGCGGGCAUGGUCAGCCCUAUGCCAAUGCAGAGUGCCCUGCUCGGGUUUGCCAUCUUUCAGAGCAUACGCCCACGCCUCUCGAAGGCCCUGACGCCAAUGGAGACAACCCUCAUUGAGGUUAUCGCUGGAUCUCUCGGCCUCGCACCCUUCACCUUGGGGCUCACGUCAUUCAUCCCCGCCCUUGAGUUUCUCACCAAACCAGAAGAGAAUGGCCCGUUCAAAUUCACCAAUGGCCAACUUCUGCUCUGGGCCAUGGCUACAUGUGGGCUGGGGAUCAUUGCCGCUGUACCCUUCCGAAGACUGCUCAUCUUGAGAGAAAGCCUCCCUUAUCCAUCAGCUACUGCCACCGGAGCACUUAUCGGCAUUCUAUUCAAACGACCAGAUAUCAUUGCUCGAGCUAAGCAGACGCAGAUGCGCCCCCGUGCAUCGCGAGUCUCAGACAUCAACAAUGUGUAUAGUGAGAGGGAUGAGGCAGACCCUGGCGGCGACACUGAACGCCUCCUCGACGAGAACUCUCGGCGCGAAGAAGAGGAAGGCUUAGGCCGGGAUACGAAUCGGCCUGCCCUCCGGAUGCUGCUGUAUGCGUUGGCCGCUUCUUUAUCUUUUAGCUUCAUUGCCUACUUCUUACCUAUUCUCCACCGCGUGCCCAUCUUUGGCCUCCACGCUGCCAGUCACUGGAUGUGGGCGUUCGACCUAUCUCCUGCCUAUAUCGGCUAUGGUGUCAUUAUUGGACCUAGUAUCAACGCCUACGUCCUUAUUGGAGCAAUUGUUGGUUGGGGUAUUUUAUCUCCGGUGGCCAAGCAUCGUGGAUGGGCCCCUGGCCCGAUCACCGACUUUGAAAAUGGCCCACGCGGGUGGAUUCUUUGUGUCGGAUUAGGAUUCAUUCUGGGGGACACCAUCGUUGCGGUAGGAUGGAUCUGCUCCAAGCCAUUCAUAUGUCGUGCUCGUCGAUGGGUCAGCAACAUUGUACAGCGAAAACAGCUCUCCUCGAGUCACGGCCAAAGAGACGGCACAGAAACGCCGCUGUUGCGCGAGUCGCCCAGCUCUGUCAACACAGCAAAUGAGACUGCCAUGGCACAAGAUGAUGGAUGGCCAAAAUCGUGUCUCAUUACAACACGUCUAGUGGGUUGGAUUGGUGCCGCCCUACUUCUGCUCUACUUCAUUUCCAUACCAACAGCCUUUGGCCACCUGACGUCUGUCCCUGCUACGCUGCUAGCCGCCUUAUUGAUACCCUUAGCGGGCUUCAUAUCAAUGAGGUCCAUGGGAGAGACUGAUAAUGGUGCAUCAGUUGCUAUUGGUCGAUUCGCUCAGUUCGCUAUUGCCCGGCUAUUCUCUUUCUCCGGUCCCAAAUUCACUUCAGCUAACCUUCUUCUCGGCGGGGCCAUUGAAUCCGGUGCGUCCCAGGCUGCGCAGCAGAUGGGAAACCUCAAGAUAGCUUCCAUAACGCAAAUAGCCCCACGAGCAGUCAUUUUUGCGCAAAUGAUCGGAUCUUAUGUCGGCGCAUUCAUUGCGAUUUUCUUCUACAAGAUAUAUUCCUCCCUCGACAAGAUACCGAGCGAGGAGUUUAGCAUACCUGAUGCACACCUGUACAUCACCACAUCUCGCUUUAUCCGUUGGCAGGGUCUUCCACCUGGGCUAACGGGCUUUCUGAUGGGUUCAUUCGCCCUCGGUGCAGUCUUUAGCGUGUUGAGGAUCUUGAGCUUGAAGCACUGGUGGCGUUGCCUGGUCCCUUCUGGCAUAGCUAUAGCAAUUGGUGAGUAA
Metarhizium brunneum ARSEF 3297 is the source of this 1890-nucleotide messenger RNA. RefSeq lists its product as uncharacterized. The record is from RefSeq and is a predicted model, not a curated record. Gene Ontology annotation, cellular component: fungal-type vacuole membrane. Lineage: Eukaryota; Fungi; Ascomycota; Sordariomycetes; Hypocreales; Clavicipitaceae. Gene Ontology annotation, molecular function: oligopeptide transmembrane transporter activity.